AUGAAGUUCACACACUCUGGGCUUGCAUUGGCAGCCAUCAUGGGCCUCCUUGAAUUGGCUGCUUGCAAGACUGUGAAAUUCAAUGUCGAUCUAACAUGGGAGGAUGGAAAAGUAGCUGGAAAUACACGCAAAGCAAUCUGGAGCAACGGCCAGAUCCCUGGCCCCACAUUGCGAGUCAAGCAGGGUGAUGAUGUUGAGUUUCUGGUGAACAACUCAAUGCCAUUUGAAACGGCCAUCCACUUCCAUGGUAUCGUGCAACAAGGUACUCCAUGGUCGGACGGUGUCCCCGGAAUCUCUCAAGCUCCCAUCCAACCAGGUGAUGCUUUUCUAUACAAGUGGAAGGCAGAUGCCUACGGAACUUACAUAUACCAUUCGCAUAUGAGAGCUCAGCUUGAUGAUGGUCUCUAUGGCGCAAUCUAUGUGGAGCCCGCAAAUUCAGUGGAGAGGCCUUUCAGCUUGAUGACCGAUGAUCAGACCGAGCUGCAGGCGCUGCUGAAUGCUGAAAAGAAGACGCAGCCCCUAAUCGUAUCUGAUUGGCGGUUGUUCACUUCGGAAGAGAUCCUGCAGAUUCAAGAAGAGUCCGGAUUCUCAAGCUACUGCGCUAGUUCCAUCUUGUUCAACGGCAAGGGCUCUGUCAUUUGCCCCGGUCAAGACCAUAUCGAUGAUCUCACAAGAUCAGGAGAAAGCCAAGCUCUAGGCGGUGUGAGUAUGAGUGAUAUGGGAUGUAUGCCGCCAACUGCCACACGUUACUCCCGAUACGAUUUUGACCUCAGCAAAAUCCCCACGGGCUACUAUGAGGGAUGUGUGCCCGCUCAGGGCCCGGACGCAGUGUUCAAUGUCGAUCCUGCCAAGAAGUAUGUCAGUUAUGAUGUACUGAGUAUGGCUGGCAGUUCCUCGUUGGUCUUUUCCAUCGACAGUCAUCCGAUGACCAUUUAUGCGGUCGAUGGCCGCUACGUUGAACCCUCUACGGUCCAAGCUAUCAACAUCCCUGCUGGGUCGAGGUAUUCGGUCAUGUUAAAACUGGACCAACCCGCCGCCUCAUACACUAUUCGCGCGGCCAAUAAAUACGCCAACCAGAUCAUCAAUGGUACAGCAACAUUGAGCUACACUAACAAAGGGAACGGUGUGCCCACCACGAGCAGCGGCAAGCCUGGCUCAAGCACCACCACCUCGGGGCAAUACAUCAAUGAGCUCGGCACUGCUGCUACUCGAGGCGUGACCAUUCUGGACGACAACACUCUGGUCCCCUUCCCUCGCGAGGCCCCCGCUUCUUAUGCCAAUAAGACGUUCGUUCUCAACAUUGCUCAGACGUCGACCUCGUAUGGCUGGAAGCUGGGCAAUGAUUCGUAUCCGAUGGAACUUGAGGAGGUCGAAUUCCCUGCUUUGUUCGAUCCUAGUUCGAUCCCCACCAAGAACAUGAUUUCCACCUUGAACGAUACCUGGGUGGACCUGAUCAUCAAUGUCACCACUUCCGGUCAGCCUCAGCAUCCCAUUCACAAGCACUCGAACAAGUUCUAUGUGAUCGGACAGGGCAACUCGGCCUGGACCUACUCCUCGGUUGAGGAGGCAAUGAAAUAUAUUCCAAGCAGCUUCAACCUGGAAACGCCUCAGAUGCGAGACACGUUCCAGACCCCACCGUCCCUGGGCGCUCCCAGCUGGAUGGCGCUUCGAUACCACGUCAACAACCCCGGCCCCUUCUUCAUGCACUGCCAUAUUCAGAUGCACCACAGUGGUGGGCUGGCAAUGGCCAUCAUGGACGGUGUCGAUGCGUGGCCAGAGGUGCCAGUGGAGUAUGAAUUGGCGGUAAUGCCUACUAAUCAUUAGACUUUUCUUUCCGUUGUGAAUCUUGAAAGCGCAUCUCAUCAUACUAAUAUUGUGACACCACUUUCCUUUGUUUUCGUCCAUGGUGCAUACAUUGGGUCUCGGGUCGUGCGGCGUUUAGACGGUUGCUUUUCACUUUGCUUCUGUUUUUGAUUAUUGUUUACAAGUACUGUUGACUUGAAGCCCGGUGUAUAUAGAGGACUGAUUCUCUAUUGUAUAGUGCUCUGGAG
This is a messenger RNA of Aspergillus saccharolyticus JOP 1030-1, 2051 nucleotides long. RefSeq lists its product as uncharacterized. Gene Ontology annotation, molecular function: copper ion binding; oxidoreductase activity. The coding region runs from base 1 to 1824 and encodes 607 amino acids. The transcript is spliced from 4 exons. NCBI's taxonomy places the organism in Eukaryota, Fungi, Ascomycota, Eurotiomycetes, Eurotiales, Aspergillaceae. The record is from RefSeq and is a predicted model, not a curated record.